AUGUUGCCAAAGUUAAAUUUAGAUGCACAUAAUCAUAUGAUAAAAAACCAACAAAAACAAAAAAUAUAUUAUGAUAGAAACGCUGUAAAGAAAGAAAUUGCAUAUAAUAAGGGUGAUAAAAUUUAUGUACAAAACUAUAAAACUCAAAUUUGGGAGAAGGGUGAGAUUGUUGAAAAACUGAAAACUCCUAGGUCUUAUAAAGUCCAGAUGGAAAAUGGCAAAAUAUUGAGAAGAAAUGUGAUUCACAUAAGAAAAAGGAAAGUUUUAAGCUUAGAAGGAUCUACAACUUCACCUAUGCACAUAGAUAAACAUAAACCUUUAAAGGAAAAAAGCAAAAUUCCUACACCCAUAACGACAAGGUCGGGCAGACAGGUUAAAAAACCAGAUAGAUUAGAAUAUUAA
Macrosiphum euphorbiae (potato aphid) is the source of this 402-nucleotide messenger RNA. The record is from the annotation of a GenBank genome assembly. Lineage: Eukaryota; Metazoa; Arthropoda; Insecta; Hemiptera; Aphididae.